UAAAGAACUUUUGCAUUCAAUAAUCUCAUAUCAAAUUUUAAUUAAGUAUUAUCUUUUUAGUGUCGGAAAGACCUCUCUAAUGAAUCAAUAUGUGAACAAGAAAUUUAGUAAUCAAUAUAAAGCAACUAUUGGAGCAGAUUUUCUUACAAAGGAAGUGAUGGUAGAUGAUCGGUUAGUUACAAUGCAGAUCUGGGAUACUGCAGGACAGGAACGAUUUCAAUCUUUAGGAGUAGCAUUUUAUAGAGGAGCUGAUUGCUGUGUAUUAGUAUUUGAUGUCACUGCACCAAGUACCUUCAAGUCAUUAGAUUCCUGGAGAGAUGAAUUCUUGAUUCAGGCUUCACCUAGAGAUCCUGAGAAUUUUCCAUUUGUAGUUGUUGGAAAUAAAAUUGAUUUGGAAAACAGAGCUGUAUUAACCAAGCGAGCUCAAAGUUGGUGUCAGAGCAAGAACAACAUUCCAUAUUAUGAGACAAGUGCCAAAGAGGCUAUUAAUGUUCAGCAAGCUUUUCAGACAGUAGCAAAAAAUGCUAUUGCCCAAGAGAGUGAAAUGGAUUUGUAUAAUGAAUUCCCAGAUCAGAUUAAAUUAACAAAUGAACAGAGACCCAAGACUGAUACUUGUGCUUGCUGAUCACAGAUUCUUGGUAAAUGAAGUGCAACAUAUCUUUCUUCGAAAAGUUAACAGAACUCUUGUGCCUCAUAUGGCACUUGCAGUAUAUUGAAUCUGCCAUAAAUGCAGAUAUUGAACUUGCUCCUUGUUGUGAAAUUUAAAAGUUUUAUUAUAUUUGCAGUUACAUUCCUAAUAUUAAACCAAUGUAUUCAUCACAAUACCAUAUUUCAAUAAUUGCUGAUACCAGUUCUUAUUUACAUCAAGUGCUGUGUAACUAAUGUACAGAUAGUCCUUUGUAUUGUUAAGCAGGUAAUGUAAUUGUGAUUUGUGCAUUAAAAUUCUUGAUUAUAAGAUAAAA
Messenger RNA from Centruroides sculpturatus (bark scorpion), 962 nucleotides. Its product is annotated as ras-related protein rab7-like. NCBI's taxonomy places the organism in Eukaryota, Metazoa, Arthropoda, Arachnida, Scorpiones, Buthidae. The annotation marks the transcript as partial. Gene Ontology annotation, cellular component: phagocytic vesicle; lysosome; late endosome. The transcript is spliced from 3 exons. Gene Ontology annotation, biological process: endosome to lysosome transport; phagosome-lysosome fusion. Gene Ontology annotation, molecular function: GTP binding; GTPase activity. The record is from RefSeq and is a predicted model, not a curated record.